Xylaria bambusicola is the source of this 1536-nucleotide messenger RNA. RefSeq lists its product as uncharacterized. The record is from RefSeq and is a predicted model, not a curated record. NCBI's taxonomy places the organism in Eukaryota, Fungi, Ascomycota, Sordariomycetes, Xylariales, Xylariaceae. The transcript is spliced from 2 exons. The coding region runs from base 282 to 1019 and encodes 245 amino acids.
ACGAACUGGCCCGUGCAGUCCGUGUACCUACAACUACAACGAUGCAUUGUUAAACACUCUGUAUAGGUACCUCUUUAUUUCUACGCCAAUCACAUGUCCGCGUACUGUCUUCACUUCUACUCUGCCCAGGUGGCCCAUGUGAAUGGAACUUAAAGUCUCGUGCGAGAGCUUUAAACUUUGUCCCAAAUCCUCUAUUACCACUGUCACUGUGGUCGUUGUUGCAGUAACCCGAACAUGGGCUGCCAGCAGCUCAACUCUUCUCACAUCUCCCGACCAAAUUCAUGAAGAGGACUAUAUCCCGGCUGGCCUCUCUCCGGCCCCUGGAUGCCCGUGUACAAGCCCAGCCCUCUCCCGUCCAUUUCAACGGACUGGCAGCCUGGGAUGAUCCCAACGUCCAGGUCAAACCGGGACAGCAUGUUAUUGCUAUCUGCAAUCAAUAUGACAUUUCUUUCCCAACUGAGCUACGUCCCUUGGGAACCAGACUGACGUCAAAUCCAUACAAAAUAACCGUGGUCGCCUCUCCGAAGCACUGCUUUUUCCAUCAGUCGAUGAAAUACUUCGACAGGCUUGAGCAUCCGUUUGCCAAGUCUCUACUGGAUAUCUAUAUUCAGAAGAAGAAAGAGCCGCUGUGGAUGUCUGCUUUUGCGCACGGGGGAUCUCCAUUCGCAAAUGGCACCGCCAAAAGGAAGCUUAUGCAUGCGGUGCGAGAUGCUUUGCUUGCAGCAGGUUACGAUCGCUUUGGCCAGAGCGUGCCGGUUGACGGUGAAUCGAGUGCAGUAAAUGGCCUUUACGGAUCACUACGCCUUAUGAGCCCCUGCCCUCAGGCCAUAUGUACUGCUAAAUUCGCGGACCUUUUGGAUUGCGCAAAACAAAUUAUAUUUGCCGCCGAGAUCAAGCUUCGAGGAAACAAGAGUAACCCGCACCUCGAAAGCGGGCAGCAGCAUAGCCCUCUCUCACGAGGCACAUUCGGCGGUCGACCGCGCGCCCCUAAUAAUAAGCGAAAGCGAACUGCGAAUUAGCAAUCUAGCAUACGCCGGGAAAUGUCUCCUCCUACUACCUCUAUCGAUGUUAUUGAGGUACUUUAAGUCCUUCUUGGGGCGUUUUCAUGAGCGACCAGCUGCAUAUAAAACGUAAAUAUUUUUCGAGGCUGUUGUAGCUAUUGGAAUCCCCGUUGUAAAUUAUUUUCAACUGAAUUGCCCAUACAGACUUGCCAUAGACGAUACAGUUAUGUCCCUUUUCAGUCCAUACAAAGCCAUCUACGUACAUGUAAGCCAUACAUAGUAUAAAGCUCAUUAGUCAUUUAGAUUUGGUUGUGUAUCAUGUCGCAUACUUAGUUGUACUUACUGCGCAGUGCUCUUAUUUCUCCGUAGGUCAUCAUAUCCAACUAAACAUAUCCUAUCAGACCAGAUAAGUAUUCCAUAUAAUUAUAUCCUAUAAAUUUACCUAGAAACCACCCAGGGAAUCUACAUUCUAGAACAUGCUUUGUAUAUUGUUGCCAACAAAUACAUAAAAGCUGAUCGCAAAUUUGUGAAGACC